UGGGGGGCGGUCGCGUCUGGAGCAGCGCUCGGCCGGUCAGUUCGCGAACGCCCGCAGCACUGCCACUGCCAUUGUGAUUGCCGCGGCGACCCCAGCAUCGGCGCGGCUCUGGCGAAGCAGCUGGAGCACUGCGGGCCCGCGCCGCUGCCAGCGGCCGAGGCCCCUGCGAGCCUCAGGGGGUUAUUUUUCCUCGGGGUGCUCGCGGGCGCGGCCGUCGCGCUCUCGGUGCCGGUGGCGUUCGCCCAGGAUUUGAUCCGUCGCGGGGCGGUGUGCCCCCCUGCUCCGUCGCCGCCGCGGGCGGCCACCAGCGGGUCUCAGGCGCCCGCGAGAUCGGGCGGGGAGGCGCCCGCGGGAUCGGCCCAGAGGGGCAAGCGGGGCGGCGGGGGCUCUGCGAGGGCGAUGGCGGCGGCAGGAACCGCUGCCGGUGCCGUGGUGGACCGAGGCUCCGCAGCCUGGGUCCACUACGGCGCUGCCGAGCAUCAUGCGAGGCUGGUGAGUGCACAUGUAGAGAAUGACAAGCAUGCUGUCGCGCCCCCCGAUCACGAUGUAUCCGUAGAGCAGCUCAGCCUGAACACCGCGGAUCUUGAGGGGAUCCGCUACUCGGCUACCAUCGACGCACGGCUUCGUGGAAUCCCCAGCCGCGGCAGCGUGCUCUACACCUUCGCCCCGCUGACGGCCUCCGAGAUCAGCGAGCUGCUCGCGGAGGCAGACCAGGCUUGCAACCUCGAGCGAGCGCAACGCGGGCCCCCGCGGCUGGGCGAGGCCGCUCGAGCGCCUCGCGGCACCGCGGCGGCGGCGACGCCCGCGCCUGCUGCGUCGCCUGGGCCCUCGCCGAGCCCCUUCAUCGGCCACGACAUCGGGGCCGAGCGCGCGCUGCCCGUGGGGGCCGCGGCGUUGGGGUCGAGGGCGCCGGCGGUCAUCGAUGGCGCCGUCGCCAGCCUCGAGAUGCUCGCGGAGGGGGCCGACAUCACACGGUGGGCCCUUGCCCGCAGCAACUUCCUCUGCGACGUCCCGAGGAUCUCGGCGCGGGCCCCGACGGAGCGCGCCCUGGUCGAGGCCGUCGGGUUUAUGACAGCGCGCACGCGUCAGGUUGAGGGCACGCCUCCGUCGCCUUUGCCGGGGCCGCCCGUCGGGGCCGAGUGGAUCGAUCCAGCGAUCGGGAGCGGCAUCGCAAGCCUGGUUGCCCGCGCGGACAAGUGGCGCAGUGACAGUCCUUUGAGGCAACGCAGCUCGGCCGCCCAUGCUCGGCUGCGCCGCGAGCGGUGGCUCGCCGUCCAUUCGGCGGCGCAGGAGGCAGUCGGCGGCGACCUGAACCUGCCCUUUGGGCGCGACCCGCGGGAGCUCUCCGCGCCGCCGCUGCGCGGAGGAGCCGGCGCCGUGGUCGGCCCAAGGGUCAACCAGCUAUUCCGCCGCCCUCCUAAGCCUGAGAUGAGCUCGGCUGAGAACACGCACGGCCUCGAGGGCUCCGACGCAGACGCCCCUGUUUCCGCGGCGACGGGGGGCACCCAUAAUGGUUUCUACCAGCGCGGUGUGCCAGCUGCGCUCAGUGCGCUGUUCAGCUUCGGAGCCGCGGAAGUUGAUUUGGCUGCAGAAGUGGAUCGGGUCGACAAGCGUCUCCACGAGCGCAUCAGCGCCUUCGAGGGGGAGGGCUUCGUUAUGCACGGUGGGCGGGGAGUGAUGGAGGCCAAGCUCGCCAGUGACGAGGUCGGGGAGAUGGGUCGGUGGAACGAGAGGUGGAGAUACCAGCGUCUAAGCCCUUCGGAGCGGGCCCCUCGUAGACGGGCCCCGGCGGCCGACCUUGGCCCCCUCGUGGGCGCCGCGACCAUGGACGCGGUUCUCUGGGACCUCGGCGUGCACGGCGGCGCCUCCUCGGAGUUGGCCCGGCAGCCUCGCGCGCGUUUUCCCGAGGCCCCGCAGUCCACCAUCAUGGGUCGCGACCGUCGGCUCCGAGGGCGCGGCCGCGCGCGCGCGCACUUCGAGGACUUGUUCCGCGCGCGGCGGCAGCGCCGAGGCAGGGCCACCGACAGCCACAGCGAGCUGGAGGCCAACCUGCUCGACUACCCAGACGAGGUCCUGGCGGACAACGCGAAGCUCACCCGCGCCGAGAAGACGGCGCACGACCUCCUCUGCAGCACCCUGCCAGGCAAGAUCUGCGAUUACCCUCGGCUCCAGCGAGCCCUCAAGGGAUGCAGAAAGCGGUUCCCGCCCGUCAGCAGAAUGCCGCUGCCGAUCGAGGUCAAGUCGGGUAUGUGCGCCCUCCUCAUCGGCGACGGCGAGAGGGCCGCGGCCCUGUGCGUCGAGACCGUCUUUGCGGGCUCCUUCCGCCCUGGGCAGGUGCUCCGCGCUGCGGUGGGGGACCUGGUCAAGCCAGGGAUAUCAGAGAAGGCAUGGAUGCACUUGUUGAGGCACAGGGUGGGAGUGCAGGGCAGCGGCAGGCACGAAGAUGGCCCUCUAGGGUUCUGCCGCUGGGACCGGGCGCAGCACCUAGCCAAGCACAGAGGUUUCGCGGGCUACCCUCCGGGGUGGAAGGGCGCCAACGGCACGUGGUUGACGCGGCUAACGAGGUGGGUGGGCCAGCCGACCUACAUGUGGGAGCGCCUUAUAAAGCUCCGGCCUACAGGAAUGCCCAUACUGCUGCCCGUGGCGGGCAGCCCGCGCCGCGUGCCG
This is a messenger RNA of Prorocentrum cordatum, 2667 nucleotides long. The record is from the annotation of a GenBank genome assembly. NCBI's taxonomy places the organism in Eukaryota, Dinophyceae, Prorocentrales, Prorocentraceae.